AUGAUCACACACACCGGCCAGCGUCCCCACAAGUGUUCGUUCUGUGAGAAGACGUUCAUCCGGCAGAACCACCUGAAAACCCACCUGAGGAACCACACGGGGGAGCGACCUUACAGCUGCUCCUUCUGUGAUCGGGGCUUCACCACCAAGGCCCUGCUGACCCCUCACCUGCGCAUCCACACGGGAGACCGACCUUUCACCUGUGACCUCUGCGGCAAAGGGUUCAUCCAACGCUCACACCUCAAGGCCCACGCCAAGACCCACGCCAAGACCAAGACCUUCACCUGUCUCAUCUGCAGGAGGGUGUUCUGUGAGAGAGGAGACCUGAUGGUCCACUCCAGACAGGAGCACCCUGAGUGA
Molecule: messenger RNA, 360 nt
Organism: Knipowitschia caucasica
Lineage: Eukaryota; Metazoa; Chordata; Actinopteri; Gobiiformes; Gobiidae
Source: the annotation of a GenBank genome assembly